Molecule: messenger RNA, 1731 nt
Organism: Ostertagia ostertagi
Lineage: Eukaryota; Metazoa; Nematoda; Chromadorea; Rhabditida; Trichostrongylidae
Source: the annotation of a GenBank genome assembly
AUGCUGACAGAGAAUCAUCACAAAGUCGAUCCCGAUAUUGCACGAUCAAUUGUCGUAUCAGGAGUUCCAGAAAGUCAAUCGCCUAACUCUGUCGAUCGCGCUCAUCAUGAUAUUCAAUGUAUAUAUUCACGAAUUGAAUGUAUCCCUUCUAUGGUCUUCCGCAUGGGUAUUAAAAAUAGUUCAAGGCCCAGACUUUUGAAAGUUGUACUACCUAGUAGUCGGUUCCAGAUAGAAACAAUCAAGAGAGCACCUCGAUUACGUUUCUUUUCUCAGAGAGGUGUGUACAUUCGACCUUCUCUCACAAAAGAGGAACGAGAACGUAGACGUGAGGCCCGUCAGAAAAAUAGCGAUCGCAAUAACAACACAGCAGUUGAAACAACACAACGUAAUAACUCCGAGCGUGCUAAAUUCGAUGGAUACCACUUCACAGGGAAACCUCCGACCUCUCCUCGGCUAGAACCUAGGAUAAAGUGUAUCCUUUCUAAUAUACGAUCAUUGAUAAAAAAUUAUAAUUCUUUGGUUCUACUUCUACUUCAUGAAAACUAUGACCUGGUUCUUAUUACAGAGACAUGGCUCACCUCAAAACAUGAUACUACCCCCCUCCUAGGCGUUGUGAGCUCGCAAUAUGAUGUUUUACGUUGUGAUCGUCUCCAGAAAAGAGGUGGUGGAGUUCUUGCCCUAAUCAAGAAUACUAUGUCUUACGAAAUCGUUCACAAAGAAUCACUGAACGAUGCAUUCGAAAUACUUAUAGUUGAUCUCAUUAUUCGCCAUCAGACUUUUAGAUUAAUACUAGUUUACAGAACCCCAAUAUGUAAUACUCAUAACUGCAGUUGUUGUGCAAGCUGCAGCAAUGCACCUUCCUUGAUUGUAGGCGACUUCAAUCUAGCUGAUAUUGAUUGGCAUGUUGAUAACCAGUUUGCUGAUUGCAACUCCAUUUCUAGGGAUUUCCUCGAUAUGUUCCGGUCGCACAACUUUGUACAAUUUGUCAAAAACCCAUCCCGGGGCGACUCAUAUCUUGAUCUAGUUUUAUGUAACGAUGACCACUUGAUUCAUCGAUUAGAAAUGCAGGCUCCAAUCGGUAAUAGUGAUCAUGCUUCUAUUAUAUUUGACCUUAAUGUCAGUUCCCUGAAUGUGGCUCCACGGAGAUGGAUCAGAGAUUUCAACAAGGCUAAUUACGGAGCUAUUGGGAAUUAUCUGAGCGAUAUUGAUUGGGUUGGAUCUUUUGCAACUGUAAACUCGAUUGAGGAGAAAUACGAGCUAUUCAUUACGAUACUAAACGACGCUAUAAGCAUUUUUGUUCCACUAGUGCAUGCGUCGAAGAACGUCCGUUACAAGAUCCCGCGAUACCUUGAGAGAAUGAUUUGUCAACGGAGUCGCCUAUGGAAAAAUGCGGUAUCAGGAGAUUGUGAUGCAAGCUGGGAUGAAUAUAAAACUUUUGACAUGAAACUAAAUAAAUGUAUGACAAAAUAUAAUGCAUAUUUAGAAAGGAAAAUAACAGAGUCUACGGAUCCCACUAAGCUAUUUACCUACAUCACUAAGCGUCUCAAAGACACUAAGAAGAUACCGGCAUUACGAAUUGAUGAAACUACCCUCGCUAUACUUGACGGUGAUAAGGCAGAAGUACUUGCUGAAUCUUUCCAAAAGCGCUUAAUAAUGAGGCGAGGUGCGGAUGAAGAGAAGAAGAAACCAUCUGAAACGCAGAAGCAGUGUACAACACGCUGUGUAAGAUGA